Messenger RNA from Danio aesculapii, 1127 nucleotides. RefSeq names its product B2 bradykinin receptor. The transcript has a single exon. Bases 1 to 1092 code for a protein of 363 amino acids. Lineage: Eukaryota; Metazoa; Chordata; Actinopteri; Cypriniformes; Danionidae. The record is from RefSeq and is a predicted model, not a curated record. Gene Ontology annotation, biological process: smooth muscle contraction; neutrophil chemotaxis; immune response. Gene Ontology annotation, molecular function: bradykinin receptor activity. Gene Ontology annotation, cellular component: membrane.
AUGGAGCUGAACUCUUCGAUACUCCUCUGCAACGACACAGUUGUGUGGACGUGGCUGUCUUCUGUCCAGCCUCCAUUUCUGGCUCUUAUCAGCAUCUUGGGAGUGUUGGGAAACAGCCUGGUCCUCUGCGUGUUCAGCCUCCAGCGGAAGCCGUGCAGCGUAGCUGAUGUGUAUCUCGGCAACCUGGCAGCUGCAGACCUCAUUAUGGUCCUCUGUUUGCCCUUCUGGAUGGUCACCAUUUCCCAGGACUAUCAGUGGAACUUUGGCCAAUUGCUCUGCAAAGUGAUCAACACCGCCAUCCCCAUGAACUACUAUUGUAGCGUACUCUUCCUAGUGCUGGUCAGCGUGGACCGCUACCUUGCCCUGGCUAAACCCAUGAAUCCCAGUAGAAUGAGGUGCCCCAAAUGGGCCAAGCGUAUCUGUGUGAUAGUUUGGGUGGCCAGUUUCAUACUCAGCCUCCCGAACUUGCUUUUCCGAAGAGUACGUUUCUUUUCAACCUUAGAAGUUGAAGCCUGCUACCUGGCGUAUCCUCAUCCAGCCUGGAUUCUCCAGCGCAACCUUACAAGAAACUUAAUUGGAUUCCUGGUUCCACUGCCAGUCAUUUCAUUUUGCACUUUCCACAUAGUCAAAGCCCUUAAAAAUCGUAGUCUGAUGAUUCAGCCGAGAGUUCAGACAGAGAGAAAGGCUGCUAAACUUGUUCUGACAGUCCUCAUUGUGUUUUUCCUUUGCUGGGCACCCUUUCAGCUGAUGCGGUUCCUCAGCACCCUCGACUACUUUCAACUCAUUUCGGGAUGUUUGUGGGAGGACAUAUUGCAAAUAGGCAUUCAGCUGGCAACCUAUUUAGGGUACAGCAAUAGUGCAAUAAACCCAUUCUUGUACGUCAUUGUAGGAAGUCACUUCCGGAAAAGAGCUCGAGGAGUUUUUCAGAGUCUUCUUUUGUCUUCUAGAAGGAAGAGCAGUUCUUCUGUUCUCACAAACGUCACUGUUAUUAGCAAGUGCGGCGACAGUCCUAAAGAUAACAGAGUGACACUACUGACACUGAAGAGAGUAUAUCCACCCCUCACACAUCAAAUCAUGAGCAGGUCAUCAUGAAGAUGCAAAGAAUCUCAAAUGGGUCAACAUCAAGG